AUGGAGGAAAAUGAAAUUUUUCCAAAAGUCGAUGUACACUAUAAUGGUACUUUUGUGCCUAAUCCGUUGGUGUAUUUUGCUCCACAAGUACUACAUCUGAAUGAAGAUGCAAACGAGUUUGGUUUCUCUGAUUUCAUCAAAUAUGUUGAGAAGCUUAUAGAUUUUCAGUGCAAGCAUGUGUAUUACUGUAUACCUGAAGUGAGAUUGAGUGAGGGGCUCCAAACACUACAAAAUGAAUGUGACUACUCUGAGUUUCUUGAGGUUGCAAAUGCUAACAGACAUGUGGAUGUAUAUAUUGACCAUGAUAAUGAACCUCUAUUUGAGUGGAUUCAGAAAGAAGAACCAGACGAUGAAGAACUUGUGUAUUCAGAAGAAGAUGUCGACUCUGUUUUGGCAAAUGAUGAGAACUGUGAACAUGAAGAGGAUGAAUAUGAAUAUGAAAAAGGCAAUGAACUUCCAGCUGUGUACCCUAGGCAUGAUGCUACUCAGGAAUGGAGGAAGAUGAAGCUUGAACUAGGUAUGAGAUUCUCUUCUCCUGCUGAACUUAAGUCAUCUCUCAGUAACUAUGCAGUUGCACAUGGAUAUGACUUGUAUUAUGAGAAGAAUGACAAGGAUAGGUUGCUUGUAAAGUGUUGCAAAGGAAAAAGACCACAAUGCCCUUUUAGACUGUGGGCUUCCUGGAUGAAAGAUGAACAAACAUUUCAAAUAAAUUCCCUUAGAGAAGACCAUAGUUGUUCAAGGGCAUUCAAACUUGGGUCAAUUGUUACUAAUAAGUGGAUAGGGAAACAAUUUGUCACUAAUAUUUUGGAGUCCCCUAAAAUGAGUCUGAGGAAGAUGAAAGCUAUGGUAUCCAAGUUAUUCAACAUAAAUGUUAAUGUUGGACAAUGUAGGAAUGCAAAAAGAUUUGCAUUGUGUGAAAUUGAGGGUGAUUUGAAGGAUCAUUAUUCCAAGCUGUGGGAUUACGGAGCUGGAAUUAAAAGGGCCAACCCAGGAUCUCAUGUAGAAGUGUAUGUGCAGCCCCAAAAUAAUUCUAUUGUGGUGUUUGAAAGGUUUUAUGUGAGUUUUAAAGGAGUGGUUGAUGGAUGGUUAGAUGUGUGUAGGAAGGUAAUUGGGAUAGAUGGAUGUUUUCUAAAGGGCAUCUAUAAAGGGGAGCUCCUCUCAGUAGUAGGCAGGGAUGGAAACAAUAACAUUUACCCAGUAGCCUGGGCAGUAGUAAAUGUUGAGAACAAGAAUACUUGGAAGUGGUUCUUGGACAAUCUAAUGGAAGACAUAGAUGAAGGGGGAAAUGGUAAUGGAAUCACAUUGAUGUCAGAUGGACACAAGGGUAUAAUGGAGGCUGUGAAAGAAAGAUGGCCAGAAGUUGAGCAUAGGUUGUGUGCUAGGCACAUCCUUGCUAACUUCCAUAAAAAUUUUAAGGGUGAGUGCUACAUUAAACCUUUUUGGAGGGCUGUAAAGGCAACUACAAUUCCAAAAUUCGAACUUGCAAUGGAAGAAAUUAAGAGCUUUGAUGUAGGGGCAUAUGAUUAUCUCAUUAAAAGGGACCCCAAUUGUUGGUCAAGGGCUUUUUUUAAGGUUGGAAUGAACAAGGCAGAUAUUGGGUAA
Lactuca sativa (garden lettuce) is the source of this 1602-nucleotide messenger RNA. The record is from RefSeq and is a predicted model, not a curated record. Lineage: Eukaryota; Viridiplantae; Streptophyta; Magnoliopsida; Asterales; Asteraceae.